Molecule: messenger RNA, 1237 nt
Organism: Sciurus carolinensis (gray squirrel)
Lineage: Eukaryota; Metazoa; Chordata; Mammalia; Rodentia; Sciuridae
Gene: C1qtnf12
Product: C1q and TNF related 12
Exons: 8
Coding region: 256-1155 (299 amino acids)
Biological process (GO): positive regulation of insulin receptor signaling pathway; negative regulation of gluconeogenesis; positive regulation of D-glucose import across plasma membrane
Molecular function (GO): hormone activity
Source: RefSeq, a predicted model, not a curated record
GGUGGGGGUCUGCGGAGCGCGCCCAGGAGGAUACUGCGCGAGAGUAGCCGGCGCCGGCCUCGAGGGGACGGAGCUCAUCCGGCUGCCCGUGGUGCCGUCGCGCCGCCGCUCUUGCUUGCCCAGCAGACUUGCACCGGCGGCGGCCGGGCGCGCCCCUGGGCCUCGCCCCCGCACGGGGACUCAGAGCGCCACCGCCCCCAUGAGAGCGCCUGGCCGCUGGGGCUCGCGGUGCUGAGCCACCGCCCGCAUCCAGCCAUGCGGCGCUGGGCCUGGGCCGUGGUCCUGGCCCUCCUCUGGCCACAGCUUGCGUUGCUCAGGGGAGUCGGGGCGCGGCGGGAGCCUAGGAGGCAGCGGCAGCUGGUCCAGCGCACCGAGGCCCCGAACGCCACCGCGUCUGACAGCGAGGGUCUGCCCGGCUCCCCCAAGCCACAGGAGGCCUCAGGGCCUGAGUUCUCAGAUGCCCACAAGACGUGGCUGAACUUUGUCCGACGGCCAGAUGACAAUUCCUCCAAGAAGCGAUGCCGAGGCCGAGACAAGAAGUCGCAAGGCCUCUUGAGUCCCCCGGGACCCCCCGGCGUAGAAGUCACCCCAGCCCUGCUUCAGGAGUUCAAGGACAUGCUGAAGGAGGCCACAGAACGGCGGUUCUCAUCAUGGCCAGACAUGCUGCUGCCCCACGGGUCUGGCCUGCAGCUGAUGGUUGAGGCCUUUCACUGCCGGCUGAAGAGCCCGGUGCUGGUAGACAAGAAGACCCUGGUAGAACUGCAGGGCUUCCAGGCCCCCACUGCCCAGGGUGUCUUCCUGCGGGGGUCUGGCCUGAGCCUGGCCUCAGGCCGAUUCACAGCUCCAGUCUCCGCCAUCUUCCAGUUUUCGGCCAGCCUGCAUGUGGACCACAGUGAGCUGCAGGGCAGGGCCCGGCUGCGGGCACGGGACACUGUUCGUGUCCUCAUCUGCAUCGAGUCCCUGUGUCACCACCACACGUCCCUAGAGGCCAUCUCCGGCCUGGAGAGCAACAGCAGGGUCUUCACCGCACAGGUGCAGGGGCUGCUGCAGCUGCAGGCUGGGCAGUACGCCUCUGUGUUCGUGGACAACGGCUCUGGGGUGGUCCUCACCAUCCAGAGUGGCUCCAGCUUCUCUGGGCUGCUUCUGGGUACCUGAGGGUGCAGAAGGAGCACCGUGUGAGGAUCCAUCAGUGCCCUCCACCCCCCAGGAAGGAAGUGGAAAGACCCGCAGUGGAUUU